Messenger RNA from Schistocerca piceifrons (Central American locust), 2925 nucleotides. RefSeq lists its product as uncharacterized. The transcript is spliced from 10 exons. Gene Ontology annotation, cellular component: SCF ubiquitin ligase complex. Lineage: Eukaryota; Metazoa; Arthropoda; Insecta; Orthoptera; Acrididae. The coding region runs from base 472 to 2070 and encodes 532 amino acids. The record is from RefSeq and is a predicted model, not a curated record. Gene Ontology annotation, biological process: SCF-dependent proteasomal ubiquitin-dependent protein catabolic process.
CCUGUAGAGUGUAGACAUGAGCGAGAGAUGUCAUGUUUGUUAUGGCCGUUUGUUGUUAGCGGGUUGUUUGAGUUUUUGUGUAUAGCAACAUUGAAUUCAUUAGGCGUGUUAUUUCAGGCGGUUUUUGUGUGUUACUCAGUAGACGGCGUAAUUUGUUAAACGCAAUGCUAUAACUGCUUUGUAAAGCUACGUAUAUGAGGGCCAGGCUUGUUCAGGACAAUUAUUGCGGGAAAAGGACGAUGAUGUUAAGAACGUAUACACUGCCUGUGCGAUAUGUUUGUGUGACCGGUUCAUAAAUAGAAAAACUACUUACAGCCACCUGGAGACAAAUAUUAUUCGUUAAAUGAGAAUUUACUUCACGUGCAGGCAGCUACCGUUGUGCUGAUUUGCCGUUAUUGUUACCUAAUUGACUUAUUUGAUAUCUUGUCUGAAUUUAAAAAGGUUAUACUAGCUUCAUCUGUAUAGAUCAGAAUGCCACCUCAACGCAAAUUAACGCCGCCUGCACUGGAGGAGCUGUGCAUGAGUUUAAUUUUAAGUCACCUAGAACAAGAAAUAAACCUUGUUCAGCAUAUUCGAACAUAUCAGACAACCUCUUUAAUUUUACGCAGGCGGGGCAUUGAGGCAGAAGCCUUACAAGCAGAACUUGCUGCCCAGUUUGAUUCCUUGCCACCUUUGAUGGGUGAAAUUGUGCGUCAGAGUAUCACAAACAGGUUAUUCAAAAAUGCAUCCAUUACUGGAGAGCCUCGCAUUCUUGUUGGGAUGCUGGAUGUCAUACUAAAUAAAGAUGUACGUAACUUGAACCUAUCUGAUCCAAAAAUACGGCUAAGCAGAAAGUUAUGGCCAAUUAUUCUGAAGAAAUGUACAGGUUUGGAAAGGUUUGAAUUAGGGGCAAACAUGCUCACAACAAAAAAAUUGCCAUCUUUUCAGUCAUUUGUCAGCUCACUUGCAAAAUCAUGUCCAUAUCUGACAGAACUGAUUCUGAAGGAGGCUGUUAUAGGGUCAGGGGCAUUGUCCACUAUUGGAUAUAGGUGUCAGAACCUACGUGUGCUUGAUAUUUCGGGCUCAAAAGUCACAUGCAUUGAUAUGCUGCACCUGUGCCUGCCAUUAUCACACUAUACACAACCUCUGGACAGCCUUCUGGAGAAAACAGAAUUUGCUAACAAGCACGCACUCUGCAAGACAAUGGAGAUUCUUUGUCUUGGCAAUACACAAGUAAAAGUAAAAGGUGCAGCUUUUGUUCUACGAGUUCUGCCUUAUCUUACGUCACUGGGGAAUUUCGUGUUCACAGCAGCUGGUUUGAAAAGGAUAUACGGGAUAAAGACCCGACCAAAAGUUGGUUCAUUCCUGAAACAGGUAUUUUACAGAGGCCCUUCAAAUGUAAAAUUGAAAGUAAUUGCAAACUGCUGCCCAAACCUGGAAAACUUGUUCCUGGGCUCAGAGUUUGAACGACGUGUGGAAUAUCAAGUUUGGAAUGCAUUUGAGAAAGUACGCACAUUAACACUUGAAAAUAUUCUUGCUGAAGACAUUACAGCAGGAAUGAAGCAUUUCUCUCAGCUUGUUGAACUGCAGCUUGCCAGUGGUGGUGUUGAUUUGGGAUUAGUAGCACAGUGUUGCCCACUGCUUGAAAAGCUAACAGUUACUGCAGAGCCACUAAGGGCUUGUACUAUACGUGUCAGCCCUAUAUUUCCAAAACUUAAAGAUAUUAAGGUUACCUGUCCCGUCUCCUUGGAGUGUGGAUCAGUGCUUCUUAGGUCCCAGAAUGUUACCCAUAUUGACAUUGUUCGCAUAAGGGAUCUCACAGAUUCCAUCUUUUCCUUGUGGCUGCGGCGAAAUCCAAUGACUUACUUGAAGACACUACUUCUGGGAUACGUGGAACUGACAAGAAAGAGUGCAGAACUGCUACUGGAUACUUGCCCACAAUUGACAAGGCUUGGUUAUCUUGGCAGUUGGGACAUUAGAUCCUGGGAAUGUAGACGACUUAAAGAACGAGUUGUGCAGGAGAAUUAUGAUGUCCACCUGCUUCUGUACUCACGGAGUGGAAUCAGUGGCAUAUUUUUGGCAGACUGGUAAUAUUGACAUACACUUCCUGCUGUUGGCUGUGGAGGUGAACGUGUUACUGCAUAAUCAGUGCUGCUUCAUUUGUUGAACUGAUUCAUAAUUAUGACACCAACUUGUGGAUUGACAUAAGAGUUCCAGAAAUAUAUGAUAUCUCAAGAUUUACAAUAUCUGUAUUUUGCAGCUUAUUUUAAUUACCAGUGAAUUUUUUUACCUUGAACUGAUGUUUACAAACUCAAGGGUUUGGUUUAAGCAGGAUUAUUUAAUAUGUGCUGUUAUAAUGCACCCUUAAGUUUAUCUUCUUAGCAUUAUCAAUAAUAUAAUAUCUCCCAGAAGGAAUUGAAUUAUCAUUUUGGUCGUGAAAAGUUUGACGAUAAACCCAAGCAUGUGGUGUGUGUCUUCAGCAGUUGCACAGAGAGAUGUUGUGUAACUGUAAAACUAAAUAGUACCCAUCUCCCAUCACAUAAGAUAAAACGGGGGAAAAUUUUGUAUGUAUGGUAUCACUUGCACAUUUUCUUUCAGAACAUCUAAUUUAAAACCGCACUGUCCUACAAUCAGGUCCAUAACAUCAACUUUCCUGAUCUGUCAUUAUGUCUCUGAAACCAAACAAUUUGUAGCUGCCUUGCUUAGGCUUGAAUAUCACUAGGUAUGUCCAAAUGCACUUUAAAAUGUAUAUUCUUCUGUUUUAGACUUAACGAAAUCAAGAGAGAAAUUUGAUUGAAACUGACUUUGUAUGUCUGCCAUAGGAAACUUGAAGAGGAUGCAAGGAUUCUGCUGGCCCCAAUAAGAAAUUCCUUGUUAUGCCAUCAUUGUGACACACUUUCCAUUAUUGUUUUUCUGUGAGGAAAUAAAACUCUGUUACCUACCACA